UUUAGCUUGUCAUUCAGUGUUGCCGUCGUCGUAAAAAAUAUUGGCGCGUCGAAUGUAACCGGCUUUAGAGAAUCUUUGUUUCAGUUUUAGAUUAAUUCAAUUUACAUUAAUUUGCGACAAAUCCGUAAAAAAUGGCUACGGAGCUAAAAAAUGCCAGUGAAGAUACCGAAAUGGCCGAGUGUGACGACGAAAAAGUUGUAACAAUGAUGGACGUGUUGCAAGAACAGGAAGAUUUCGAGGAAGACGUUAACGCUGUGUUAGGCGCCUCCGAUGAAAAGGAUUGCACCUAUUCUAAGGGCUAUAUAAAAAGACAAGCACUUUACGCUUGCAUGACUUGCUGUGCUGAUGCCAAGAAUGAUCCAACCAAAAGGGCAGGUGUGUGCCUCGCGUGCAGCCUGACCUGUCAUGAGAACCAUGACCUCAUAGAAUUGUACACGAAACGUAACUUCAAAUGUGACUGUGGCAACCCUAAGUUCAACUCCAACCCUUGCCAGUUUACCCCUGAUAAGACAGACUUAAAUGAAGAAAAUAACUACAAUCAGAACUUCAGUGGUUUGUAUUGCGUCUGUCAUAGGCCCUACCCUGACCCUGAGUCUCCAACUGAAGUUGAAAUGAUACAAUGUAUAAUCUGUGAAGAUUGGCUUCACGCUUCACACUUGGAAGCGACUGUCCCUGACAAUGAUCAAUAUUCUGAAAUGAUUUGCAAAGGUUGUAUGGAGAAAAACGAGUUUUUACAUGACUACAGCAAAUUAGCUGUUAAUACUGAUGUAGACAUUAUCACUAAUGGGAUUGAUAAUGAUAAAAUGUGUAAUGGAGAUGCCAAGCUAGAAGAAGUGGUCGAAGAUGAAACUGUCAAGACCGCAGAUGUUGAGAUGACAGAAAAGGCUUCUGAUAAUGUUACAGCUAAUCCAGAAGAAAGUUCUGAAAAGACAAGUGGAGAUGACAAGAGCAAAUAUGAAGAAAACAUACAACACACAACUAAAGAAUCUUCUAAUGAGAGAAAAGAUGAAGAAAACUCUGUUGACACUCCUACGGAAACUGAGAAAUCAGUCACUACUGAAACUGUUAAUCAGGAGCAACAGAAUGAAAAUGAAGAACCUGCAAGUGAUACUAAACAAACUAAAAGUACUGCACAAAUAGAUGACACUGAAAGUGUUGUAAAGAGUGCAGAGCAACUGGAGGAAGAGCAAUUGUUAGCAGACCCAGAUGAUGACAGUAAGAAGUUAAAAGCUGAAGAAAAAGUUGAUAUUAAAAAGGAUGACAGUAGUGAAACAACAGAUUCAGGGACGAGAAACCAAACUCUAGAAACAAAUGAAAAUGGAGCAGCUAAAGUAGACAAUGAGCCUAUUAGUGAUGACAAGCAGAAUGAAUCUAAAAAUAAUGAAAGUUCAACUGACACUGACCAAAAUUCAACUGAAAAAGAAACUAUUUCUAAUGCUGAAGACAAAAAUACAACUGCAGAAGUUGAUAUGAAAGAUAAUAAAGAAGAUAACACUUCAAAACUUGAGCAAGAAAAUGAUACCAUAGAGCCCAAAGCUGUUAAUGGAGAUACAGAAGUAAAAGUUAGUGAAAAAAGAAAACUGUCAACAGAAGAUGACACCGGUUCAGACAUUAAAAAGGCAAAAUUAGAAAAACCCAAUGAAUGUGUGAGGCCGAAAGGAGUUCAAAAAGUACAUAAAGGUGCUACAUUCUGGCCUUCUACCUUUAGGCAGAAACUUUGCACUUGUAGGGAAUGCAUUACUAUGUACAAAGAUCUAUCAGUUUUGUUCCUUAUUGAUCCUGAAGACACAGUCGCUGCAUAUGAGAAUUUAGGAAAACAAAAAAUCAAUGGGAAGCCUGCAUCCCAAUAUGAAAAAGGACUGCAAGCAUUGUCUUCCUUGGACAGGAUUCAACAAAUUAAUGCCUUGACGGAGUACAACAAAAUGAGGGACAAACUAUUAGACUUCCUCAAAAGCUUCAAGGACAGAAAAGAAGUGGUGAAGGAAGAGGACAUUAAGGCUUUCUUUGCGGGAAUGAAACCCAAACGUGAACCUGAUGGUGUUUAUUUCUGCAGAUGAAUAUUUCAAGUUUUAUUUUGUCUCAUUUCAAUAAUUUCAUUUUCAAUUUAGACAUGUACCAGUAACUUAAGUUUGACAUUCUUUUUGUAUUCUCUAGCGGUUAAACAAU
Maniola jurtina (meadow brown) is the source of this 2166-nucleotide messenger RNA. RefSeq names its product putative E3 ubiquitin-protein ligase UBR7. Gene Ontology annotation, cellular component: cytoplasm. The record is from RefSeq and is a predicted model, not a curated record. Lineage: Eukaryota; Metazoa; Arthropoda; Insecta; Lepidoptera; Nymphalidae. The transcript is spliced from 2 exons. Gene Ontology annotation, molecular function: ubiquitin protein ligase activity; zinc ion binding. The coding region runs from base 132 to 2057 and encodes 641 amino acids.